CUAUCUUUACUACAUGCUAACAUACAUUGCUGGGGUUGGAGCUACUACGGUAUAUACUCACCCAAGCAAGAAGUUAGUUAGUCCAAGGAGUCGCAGAGCUGCACAAAGGGUUUGGCUUGGUUAGACGAAGGCAAAAGAGAAAGGGGGAUCAGCAACAGCCAAUUUCCUGUUACUAUAGUACAGGUAGCAUCACAUCACCCGAACCAUCCAUUCUACUACAGAUACCUCCAAGAGAGUUCAGUUCAGUCGAGUUGAGUAUAAGUAGUAAGAAUAAGAAGAAGAAAGAUGACCAAGAGAGCUCAAUUUCGACUGAGCUACAAUGUGGUGGAACAAGGCGGAGUUCGAGGUCGUCCCAAGGAAGUGGCGACACUGAAGAAACUCUAUCAUGAUUGCGCCCAAGUGAGCAAGGUUCUGAUAGUAGAAGGCAAAGCCGGAGUGGGCAAGACGGCUCUGAUUACGUCUCAACAAACGCAUUUCUUUCACGAUUCUGGCCACUUUGUAAUGGGCACCUUUGAACAGCAACGGAAAUCAGAGCCCUUUAGUGCCAUUGUCGACGUCUUGCACGAGCUGUUUGAAGAGCUGCUCAGUGAAGAGUGUUCACUCGACGACAACUCGGCCGUCAAGGCCAUUAUGGAACAAUUCGCCAAGGAAUCCAAAAAUGAUGCCGGCAUGAAAGCCGUACUCCAAAAUGCCAUUCCCAAAUUUGCCGAACUCGUGCAAGCCAAGAACGAUGAAACGCGAUUGCAACAAGAAGCCUUUGAUAUGAGUGGACACUCGUUUGGAACAACUAGUAAUGCACUCAAAAAAACCAAACGAGAUCGAAACUUGUCGGCCAACAAACAACAACCACGAACCGCUGCGGGUGGCUACAAAAAACGAGGAUGGAACUUUGAAAAACUCAAAAUAUCACUCCGGUUGCUUCUCAGAUGCAUUUGUUCCCCCAAACGACGCGUCGUCAUUUUCUUGGAUGAUUUGCAUUACGCCGAUCCUUCCAGUCUCGAAUUGAUUGAAUUCUUGGCAUCUGGCGAUGGACUCUCUCCCGUACCCAAUAGCGACGAUGCCGAAGAUCACGACAAGGUCGUACAGGGCCUGCUACUGAUACUGGCAUAUCGCAACGUUAGUUCCAAACCCGGCUCCAAAGAAGGCGCUAUUACCAUUGGACAUCCCUUUCGAACCCGGCUCAAAGAGCUCAAACAAAUGAAAUGCCCCAUUCAUCGGAUACACGUCAAAGAUUUGGAUUUGGAUGCCGUCAAUGAGAUUGUCUCCACCGUCACGCGACACACCAACAAACCCGAAACCACCGUACCUCUUUCCGAAGUCCUCUACAAAAAGACGGGUGGGAAUCCCUUCUCGGUCCUUCACACACUCGAAUAUUUGGAGCACGAACAACUCCUCUACUUUUCACUCUCCGAUUAUCAAUGGAAAUGGAAAAAUGUCCGCACCAUUCAUUCCGCCACCGAUCUCUCGGAUAGUAUCGUCGAUAUGGUCGCCAAGAAAUUCCAAAAAUUGCCCCAAGCCACACAACAAAUACUCAUGCUCGCAUCGUGUUUGGGCAGUUACUUUCGACUCGAAGUCAUUGCCGCGUAUUUUCGAAAACACAAUAGUGACAACUCGUAUCAUCAACAGGAUUUCGGUGCGGCCGUCAAGGAAUCGCAAGAAUUGUUUCGGGACAAAUGUAAUAGUGACGAAAAGAAAGAUGUCAUUCCCGAUGACGACGACGACGAUCAAUCCGUCAUGACGAUCAACGGAGCCGUUGCCAAACGAUCCAGUCUACUCGACACCAUGAUCAAGUUACUGGAACUACCACUCCAACAAGACAUGCUCACCAAACGACGCAAAUCAACAACCUAUUUCUUUGCCCACGAACGAUUGCAGGAAGUGGCAUACUCGUUAUUGCCCAAUGAUAAAAAUGGCAAAAAGACACGCAAGGAAAUACACUGGCGAUUGGGCAAGCUCAUGAAGGAAAAGAGUCUACAGUUCCCGGAAGAACAUUGGAUGGCAUAUCUCGCCACGGAUCAACUCAAUCGAGGAUUGAUAGUGCUGGAAAAUGCCGACGAGAAAGUCGAAUUGGCAUCCAUGAAUUUGCAAAUUGCUCUCAUGUCACAAGAGAAAUCGGCAUUUUGUCCGGCGGCAGAAUUCUUGCGCAGUGCCAUUCGAUUGCUUUUGGAUUCCGACAGCAACAACAACAGCAACAACAACAACAAUAGCAGUAGCAAGAAGCCAAGCGGCGUGGAAGAUCCCGUACCCAAACAAAAAGCCAAUCCGUCGCCGGCACCCACCAGUUUGUACUCGUGCAGUCGAGAGCAUCACAAACACGUUUGGGGGGAGCACUACGAUCUCUGUCUCGACUUGUUCAGUUCGUUGGCGGAAAUGGAAUACUUGCUCGGCAAUCACAAAGCUUCCAAAGAAGCCGUCGAAGAAGUGCUCAAUAAUGCAAGAGACGAAGAAGCCAAAUUCCGGGCACAGGUCAUUCUCAUUGACAGCAUUUCGGCGCAGCGGGAUUUUGAGAGUGCCAUUGAAACCUGCUUGAAAAUUCUGGCGGUCGCCCAUGACAUGAAACUCUCGGCGAAUCCCAUGAAGUUGCAAAUCAUGAACGAAAAGAAAAAAGUCAACAAAAUGCUCGAACAACAGAUUCAGUUGGAUGAAUCCAGAGGAUCGCUCGACUUUAACGACAGCAGUGCUUCCUUAGGUUCCUGGGCAAACUCGAGCUUUGGGUCCAUGCCGGGGUCUGCCCGGAGUAAUACUGCCGUGAGUUCCUCCGUCAACUCGAGACCCGUGCCCGUCCAGAGGGUCAAGUCACACAUCCCCGAAAGCUGGAGCUCCUCUGGUCACAAACCCAACGCGAUUGGACGUGUCAAGUCCGUGGGAGGCAAACCCAACAUUCCCAAGAACGAUUCGCGAUUCGGCGCCAACGUGCCCAAAAACGAAGGACGAUUCCGCAAGGCUGUGUCGUCCGAGGCCAGCAAGAUUACCAGUUUCUUUCACAAAAAGUCAGAAAAGGCCAUGAUGACAUUGCCCAAAAUGACAGACGAGAAGAACAUUCGCGUUUCCAAAUUGCUGAGUCAACUCAUGUUGAAUGCCAUUAUUUCUGGAAAGACGGAUUUGGCAGCUUACAUUGGACUCCGAUCCAUUCGCUUUUCCUUUCAACAUGGCAUUAGUCCACAUUCUCCCAUGGCACUGGCAGCGUAUGGGAUAUCCCAGGCCAAGGAGGGAAAGUACAAUGAGGCCUAUGCGAACGGGAUGCUGGCAUUGAAGCUCUUGGAUGUUGCCGACAGCAAGGAAUGGUACACCCGCACUAUAUUGAAAUGCCACAAUCUGCGUCACAUCAAAAAGCCAUUUCACGAGAGCCUCGAUCCAAUGAUGGAAGGCUAUCGUACGGGGGUUGAAUCAGGGGAUAUGGAAUACGCACUAGUUGCGGCAAUGCACUACUCGUUGAUCUACAUGUUCGUCGGUCUUCCCGUGGGACCUUUGGAGCAAGACCUCAUGGCCUUUGCUGAGCAAGUCCAUCGAUAUCACUUGCCAUACGUUUUGGAAGUGACCUUUUAUAUCUAUCGAGAAUUUCUGUUGGACUUGCAGGGAGAAGAACACGACAAAAUCCUUCUCGACGACUAUGGCAGCAGCAGCAACAUUGAUCCUAUGGAUCGCUCUAUGGAGAGUAACGUCAGUACAGCAUCGGUGGGACCGGUUGAAGCUUCCAAUGUUGACAAACGAGUGCGUCCGUUGGUGCAGCGGGAAAUGUGUGUCAUGAACAUUCAGAAGUACUACAUUUUCGGAGAGUUUGAAGAGGCUGAGAAAAUGAUGAAUCAGUUGGGUGAACUGCCAAAAUUUGACUACUCGGUCCUGCGAACAAUCAAUCGGGACGCCUUUUUCGGGCUGGUGAAUUUUGCAUUGGCCAAGUCCACGGGUAAAAAGAGGUACAGGGACCGUGGCCAAAAGAUCAUUGAGGAGUUCAAGACGUACGUCAAGAAUGGGUCGGUGAAUAGUCAUCACAUGCUGACGCUGUUGCAAGCAGAAGAUGCUGCGCUCAGCUCGACCGGUGAUUGGAAUGCCGUGACCAAGGGAUACGACGAAGCAAUCAGAUGUGCUGCCCGGGCUGGAUUUACGAACCACGAAGCAAUAGGCAAUGAACGCGCGGGUCGUUUCCUCGUGGGCGUGAAAGAAAACAACAAGAGGGCCAAAGAAGACGACGCGGUGGCGGAUCAAGCCAAGGCGUACAUCUCGCGAGCCAUGGCUCUUUACAGGGAAUGGGGUGCAACGGCCAAGGUGGAUCAGUUGGAGGAUCAGUUUCCGCAGCUGCAGCCGUCGAAGUUGAUGCAGGGAUCCAACAUGAAGGCUCGGCGUCGUUUUUCAAGGACGCUGACGGCUCGUUUCCGAGAUAUGAAGCUGCAUUCGGGGAGGUGGAGUGUGGGUGCCAGUAGCGAUCUAAAGAUUUUGGAUGGCUUUGACGACCUUCGAGGAGACCAAGAGAAACCUGACAAUGACAAUGGAAAAGCGAUUGAUCCUUACGGGUUCUCGAGAUGAGGAGGAGUCAACGACGCAGCUAGCUAGAUUGAUCACAAUAGUGUUCCGAACUAUUGUGUCUUGCGAACUAGACUUCCGCUCUGCUUUUCCGCAUUCCUAUCCGUACACCUACAGCUGUAGCUAGCCCACCGAGGUGACGCAUGACACAGUGAUAACGAUUGGUACCCAAGGGUUGUAUUCACCUGGUGGGUGGAGAAGCGGCAUUCCUUACGGAAGUGGAGGCACCCUCAGCUGCAACCGUGCCAACAAUAUCGGCGAUUCCAAGCUCAGAGCAAAUUGAGGCUAUCGAAGGGGCAUCCCCUCGACAGACGAUUUCUAAAGAAUAGUCUGGCUUCAGGCUGGUCAACCAGCUUUGGCUACCUAGCUAGCUAAAGCAGCACCCAGAUUCGAUCCGACUUCAAUCUGGUUUUCCAUUGGCUUGAACAAGGCAGGAUGGAAGGAAAUGAGCAGUCGUGGACCCACUGAAAGACGCCACGCACCGUGGUGAGGAGCCCUUUCAACAGGACGUUCGUUCCGGCUCGCUCUUCAAUCUCUACGGUAGAAUCGAAUCUAUCUGACCCACAGCCCAUACCAAGUGACCUCCAUUUGCGCAGCCUGGUCACGACCACCACUUGCCUGCCAGAGCUUGACCUAAAAUGGAUGCUACUAUGAUUAUGAACUACCAGCUAGUACGACUACAACUACUAUAAAGAUUGAAGCCAUGAUUUUUGUUGUUUGU
Messenger RNA from Seminavis robusta, 5239 nucleotides. Lineage: Eukaryota; Bacillariophyta; Bacillariophyceae; Naviculales; Naviculaceae. The record is from the annotation of a GenBank genome assembly.